UGUUUUGCAGCUAUCACUGAGAUGAGGGAAGAAACCAAGCCCUACAUGUCAUUCCCAGGACGUUUCCCAAGGAGUCUGCAAGCUGAUCCCGCAUCAUUUUCCUUUCCUCAAACCAUUGGGUACCCACCAGCCUUGAUAUUUUCACCAGCCCAGCCUGAAAAACCACAUACAGGAAAUUCAGACGUUUCCAAGAUAACCUCUGCUGGGUCAAAGUUCCAUCUGCCUCUUGCAUUUAAUCACACAGUUGGACACAUAAUACUUUCUGAACACAAAGAUGUCAAAUUUAAUUGCUCAAUUAAUAUACCUAAUAUAUACCAGGACACUGAAGUUAUUUCUUGGUGGAAAGAUGGGAAGGAAUUGCUUGGGGCACAUCAUGCGAUUACUCAGUUUUAUCCAGAUGAUGAAUUUACAGCAAUCAUUUCUUCCUUCAGCAUAACCAAUGUGCAGCGUACUGACAAUGGAUCGUAUAUCUGUAAGAUGAAAAUAAACAAUGAAGAGAUUGUGUCAGAUCCCAUCUACAUCGAGGUGCAGGGACUUCCUCACUUUACAAGGCAGCCAGAAAGCAUGAAUGUCACCAGAAACACAGCCUUCAACCUCACGUGUCAGGCCAUAGGCCCACCUGAGCCAGUCAAUAUUUUCUGGAUUCAAAAUAGCAGCCGUGUUAAUGACCGACCUGAAAAAUCCCCCUCUGUUCUAACUGUUCCUGGUCUGACCGAGACAACAAUCUUCAGCUGUGAGGCUCAUAAUGAUAAAGGGCUAACCGUGUCCAAGGGUGUGCAGAUCAACAUCAAAGUAAUCCCCUCCCCACCGACUGCAGUCCAUGUCCACAACAGCACUGCACACAGUAUCCUGAUCUCCUGGGUCCUGGGUUUUGAUGGAUACUCUCCCUUCCAGAAUUGCAGCAUUCAGGUGGAGGAAGUUGAUGUACUGAGUAAUGGCUCACUCAUGGUUUUUAACACUUCUGCUUUGCCACAUCUGUAUCAAAUCGAGCAGCUGCAAGCCCUGGCUAACUACAGCAUUGGUGUUUCCUGCAUGAACGAAGUAGGCUGGUCUGCAGUGAGCCCUUGGGUUCUGGCCAGCACGACUGAAGGAGCCCCAUCAGUAGCACCUUUGAACGUCACUGUGUUUCUGAAUGAAUCUAAUAAUAAUGUGGAUGUCACAUGGGUCAAACCUCCAAUUAAGCGGCAGGAUGGGAAACUGAUGGGCUACCGGAUAUCCCACAUAUGGCAGAGUGCAGAGAUUUCUAAAGAGCUCUCUGAAGAAGUUGGCCAGAAUGGCAGCCGUGCUCAGAUUCCUGUUCGAGUCCACAAUGCCACGUGCACAGUGAGGAUUGCAGCCAUAACCAAAGGGGGAGUGGGGCCUUACAGUGAUCCAGUGAAAAUAUUCAUCCCUGAAUAUGCUUGGGUAGAUUUUGCCCCCUCAUCAACCCCGGCACCUGGCAACACAGAUCCUGUGCUCAUCAUCCUUGGCUGCAUUUGUGGAUUGGUUUUGAUUGGGUUGAUUUUCUAUAUAUCUCUGGCCAUCAGAAAAAGAGCCCAGGAAACAAGAUUUGGGAACAUAUUCACAGAGGAGGAUUCUGAAUUAGUUGUAAAUUAUAUAGCAAAGAAGUCCUUCUGUCGGCGAGCCGUGGAGCUCACUUUACAGAGCUUGGGUGUCAGCGAGGCACUGCAAAAUAAGCUGGAAGAUGUUGUGAUUGACAGAAGUCUUUUGGUUCUUGGAAAAAUUCUGGGUGAAGGAGAAUUUGGGUCUGUCAUGGAAGGAAAUCUUAAUCAGCAAAAUGGGACCUCUCAGAAAGUAGCGGUGAAGACCAUGAAGUUGGACAACUUUUCACAGCGAGAGAUUGAGGAGUUUCUCAGUGAAGCAGCGUGCAUGAAAGACUUCGACCACCCAAACGUCAUUAGACUUCUAGGUGUAUGUAUAGAAAUGAGUUCCCAAGGCAUCCCAAAGCCAAUGGUUAUUUUGCCCUUCAUGAAAUAUGGGGAUCUACAUACCUACCUACUUUAUUCCCGACUGGAUACAGGACCAAAGCACAUUCCUCUCCAGACACUGCUGAAGUUCAUGGUGGAUAUUGCCCUGGGAAUGGAGUAUCUGAGCAACAGAAAUUUUCUUCAUCGAGACUUAGCUGCUCGAAACUGCAUGUUGAGAGAUGACAUGACUGUGUGUGUCGCAGACUUUGGUCUUUCCAAGAAGAUUUACAGUGGUGAUUACUACCGCCAAGGCCGCAUCGCCAAGAUGCCUGUGAAAUGGAUCGCCAUAGAGAGUCUUGCAGAUCGAAUCUACACAAGUAAAAGUGACGUGUGGGCAUUUGGCGUGACCAUGUGGGAAAUAGCGACACGGGGGAUGACUCCCUAUCCCGGAGUCCAGAACCAUGAAAUUUAUGACUAUCUUCUCCAUGGCCACCGGCUGACGCAGCCAGAGGACUGUCUGGAUGAACUGUAUGAAAUAAUGUACUCUUGCUGGAGAGCUGAUCCCUUGGACCGACCCACCUUUUCAAUGUUGCGACUACAACUAGAAAAAUUCUUAGAAAGUUUGCCUGAUGUUCAGGACAAAGCAGAUGUCAUUUAUAUCAACACACAGUUGCCGGGGAGCUGUGAGGGCCUGGCAGAGGGCCCUCCCUUUGCUCAGCUAGACAUGAACAUCAAUCCUGACUCUAUAAUUGCUUCUUGCACUCCCAGCUAUGCAGUCAGCAUGGUCACAGCAGAAGUUCAUGAGACCAAACCUCAUGAAGAAAGGUAUAUCCUGAAUGGGGGCAGCGAGGAAUGGGAAGAUCUGGCUUCUGCCACCCCCACAACUGUGACAUCUGGAAAGGAUGGUGUUUUACUGGAGGACAGACUUGUAAGGAAUGGGGUCACUUGGUCUCAUUGUAGCACACUGCCAUUGGGGAGCACAUCACCAGAUGAACUUUUGUUUGCUGACACCUCCUCAGAGAAUUCAGAAUUCCUGGUGUGA
This is a messenger RNA of Orycteropus afer afer, 2949 nucleotides long. RefSeq names its product MER proto-oncogene, tyrosine kinase (gene MERTK). Gene Ontology annotation, cellular component: signaling receptor complex. Gene Ontology annotation, molecular function: transmembrane receptor protein tyrosine kinase activity; ATP binding; protein binding. Gene Ontology annotation, biological process: phagocytosis; positive regulation of kinase activity; nervous system development. The record is from RefSeq and is a predicted model, not a curated record. Lineage: Eukaryota; Metazoa; Chordata; Mammalia; Tubulidentata; Orycteropodidae.